AUGGAGAACUGCGUGAGAGGUCGAGCGGGAGGAAGGGUAAGGGAGGAGGCGGGUUCGUCGCUGCCCCUGCCUCCGCCGCCGCGCCUCGCGGCCGCGAAUCCCUCGAAUGCUGCUGCGGCGGCGUCCAUCCGGGCGCACCUGGCGCGCACCGCGAGCGGGGUGGACGCGCAGCCGUCGCCGCGGUCGCUGCUGUCCCGCAUCCUUCUGCGCGGCGGCGGGGACGGCGCGGGAGGGUUCGGGUGCCGGGUGCGGCUGCCCCGGCGGUACGGCGGCGGCCUGAGGGAGGAACGGAAGGACGGCGCCGAGCAGGGGGAGACUCCCCGGGUUAAGGUCGUGGAGCCACCGCCACCGCCGCCGCCGGAACUGCCCCUCGAGACGCCACGGAGUUCUCUAGGGAGGAAGAAGCCGGAGGAGGAGCUGGUGUCCAUGAACCUGGGCCUGGGCGCGAGCCUGGUGCUGCUGCUGUCCAAGAGCGCCGUGGAGCUGAACAAGAUGGUGGAGCUGCGCGCGCAGAUGGAGGCGCUGGUGUCGGAGAUCAGGCAAGCGGCGCGGUGGAAGGCGGAGGAGGAGAAGCAGGCGAACCACCCCGCUGCGCCGUCCACCUCGCAGGAAUCCGACGGCAGGAGCGCCACCACCACCGCCGUGAAGGACCCGAUCGCGUUCCCCGCGGCCGACGCCGACGCGGCGUCCAACUGCUCCCGCACGGCGGCCGACACCGCGGUCGUCUCGGGCCGCGCAGCCGUGGUCAUGGACCUCAUUGAGGCGGAGCUCCAGUCCGAGCUGAGCCGCAUGCAGCAGCGCCAGCACGGCGGUACGGUGCACGGCCACGGCGGCGACAGCCGGAUCGCCCCGAUGCCAGGACUCGAGUUGCCACUGUUGAAGGUGAAGACGAAGAAGGGCGACGCCGACGAUAGCACGUCGCGUAGCGGCGUGGACAACGGCGACGACGGUGCCAACAAGCACGGCGAUGAUGAUGAAGUGGACGGCAAUGGUGAGGAUGACGACUACGAGGAGGAGGAGUACGAGGAGGAUGACGACGAGGAAGAUGGGGGUUACGGCGAGGACAGGAUGAGCCCCCCGCACGGCGGCGUGUCAGCGCGCGCGCUGGAGCGGCGGCUCCACGAGCUGCUGCAGAAGCGGCAGCAGGAUCGGAUCGUGGAGCUGGAGUCGGCGCUGGACAGCGCGCAACACAGGCUCCACGAGAAGGAGCGCGAGGUGGGGCUGGGGCUACGCGACCCGCGGCGUCUUGUCGCGCUCCUGCCGUGCACGCGUGCGGCUCAGAGGCCGCGGGUUUCUGGGCUGCAGCCUGCAGUGCAGCGGAAGCACUGGGGUGGUGGUGUGUGUCGUGUUGUUGUCCGGUUCUGA
Messenger RNA from Miscanthus lutarioriparius, 1365 nucleotides. Lineage: Eukaryota; Viridiplantae; Streptophyta; Magnoliopsida; Poales; Poaceae. The record is from the annotation of a GenBank genome assembly.